Molecule: messenger RNA, 2384 nt
Organism: Anoplopoma fimbria (sablefish)
Lineage: Eukaryota; Metazoa; Chordata; Actinopteri; Perciformes; Anoplopomatidae
Gene: gpr45
Product: G protein-coupled receptor 45
Exons: 3
Coding region: 513-1676 (387 amino acids)
Biological process (GO): G protein-coupled receptor signaling pathway
Cellular component (GO): membrane
Molecular function (GO): G protein-coupled receptor activity
Source: RefSeq, a predicted model, not a curated record
GUCUGGCGUCAGCAUCAUCCGCAGUCGCCACGAUGGCGAUCGAUACGGCAGUAAAAUGUUCAAAGUGGGAUAUUUUGGGAAAAGCUCGACAUGCACAGGGAGAGAAACGCGAUCCCCGAGCUGACUGGCUCGAGGAGAGACAAUCAUGAAACCUGGUAUCAAAUGUAACGUCAAGCGCAUAAAAGCCAAUCCACCUGGGGGAACCACAUUUGUGAACUGAACACCAGAAUGAACGCAACGCGUUGUAAACACUGUCCCACCAUCAGGAGCAGGAGGUGGAAACCAUAGCAACAGACGUGUCCUGUGUGUGUGUGUCCUGAGGAUGCCUCUCUGUUUGCAUCAGCAUCUGAAGCAUCAUCCAAGAAUGAUCUUCUGCUCAGUCGAAGGAAGACAUGCUGUUCAAUGAUAUUGCCAUGGAAGACCAACUGCUGGAGGACAACUUAACGUGCAUACCACAACAAUAAUCAAACAUGUACCGUCUUUUGGGCUGACAUCCCUUGACAGUAGCUGCCAUGGCUUUUUGUAAUGAAAGCCUGCUUGAGGAGGAGUGCGGCUUCAUGGGGCCGGACAUGGUAGAAGAAGCAGCAGAAAGUCUCCCGUCAGAAGCUGCUACUCCCCUCAUAUCAGUCACUCUGCGUGUGACCCUGGCAGCCAUAAUGAUCUUCAUGAUUACUAUUGGUUUCCUCGGCAACGCCAUCGUGUGUCUGAUUGUUUACCAGAAACCUGCCAUGCGCUCUGCUAUCAAUCUCCUCCUCGCCACGUUGGCCUUCUCGGACAUUAUGCUCUCCCUUCUCUGCAUGCCGUUCACUGCAGUCACUGUGGCCACUGCCGACUGGAGCUUUGGGAGCGGGUUCUGCCGAGCGUCCAUCAUGCUGUACUGGCUGUUCGUCCUGGAGGGGGUGUCCAUACUCCUCAUAAUCAGUGUGGACCGUUUCCUCAUCAUUGUGCAGCGGCAGGACAAGUUAACCCCGCACAGAGCUAAACUGUUGAUUGCGGGUUCAUGGGUGCUGAGCUUUUGUGUGUCUCUGCCGUCUGUGGUCGGGUGGAGGACAGGUGCAGCGGGUAUCGGGGGUGCCUGGGCGCCACAGUGUGUGCUGGGUUACAGUGAAUCUCUGGCAGAUCGUGGGUACACGGUGCUGUUGGCAGUUGCGGUGUUCUUUGUACCAUUUACUGUCAUGCUGUACUCUUACAUGUGCAUCCUCAACACUGUGCGCCGCAACACCCUGCGCAUCCACAACCACACCAGUGAGCAUUCCUGCCUGCCAGCCCUCAACCAAGUCAGCAAAAUGAGGCUUACCGGGCUGCAGAGGCCCCCUCAGAUUAAGGUGGACAUGAGCUUCAAGACCCGAGCCUUCACUACCAUCCUCAUCCUCUUUGUGGGUUUCUCUGUGUGCUGGUUGCCGCACACGGUGGUCAGCCUGCUGGCCGUGUUCAGCCGGCAGUUCUACUACAGCUCCGUCUUCUACCCAAUCAGCAUAGGAGCCCUGUGGCUCAGCUACCUGAAGACGGUCUUCAACCCCGUCAUCUACUGCUGGAGGAUCAGAAAGUUCAGGGAGGCCUGUCAGGAGUUCAUUCCCAAGAGCUGCAGACUGUGUCCCAGAGUGCCGGGCAGGAGCCGCAGGCGAGUGAGGCCCAGCAACAUCUACGUGUGCAGCGAGACUCAGUCGGCUGUGUGAAAACAUGGAGGGCCACGUUGUCAAUGCACAAACCAGCAGGUGUUGACAUCAACAGUUUUUAACUCUUACUUUUCCUCAUAAUAAGCAAUCAGAAAUCAAAUUUUAACACAUAUACUGGUCUUUGUCAAAAUAAUCUCACAACAAGAAUGAGUUUUCAAUUUCGAAGCCAGCAAGGAUUAAAAGAGAAGAAUUCUACGACAACUGGACAACUCCAUCCAUCGAGAAAUGUCGUGUGAUAUAAUCUAAAAGCUCCAUAAUAGCUACUGAAUAGACCUUGUGGUGAGAUUAUUGGGUCUGCUGCUUUCAAACUCAAGAUAUAGCAGUUGUUUUUUUUACUUUGUGGCCAUUAUGGUUUUUGAAAUUUACUGACAAACAAUUCAAUAUCAUCCAUUGUCAAUUUACUUCUUCAUGUCAUAAUUUUUCCCUGAUGUGUUUCAUCAAUGGCAUUCUGUUUCUUCAGACUGUAGACAAAAAAAAGAAGCAUACACAGUAUUAGUGUUCAGUGAUGUUAUCAGAGGAAGUUUGUUAGAUUUCAACAGACGUCUUUUAAAAAAUAAUUUAAAACAUCUAAUUUGAAUGAAAUAUCUGCAGAAACACAACCUUGUGUGAGUUGAAACUGUUAUUUAAAACUGUGAGUGUGUCAACAAAAAAAGUGUGUCAGUUAUUGAGCUGUGAAUGUUUUCUUAAAUGUAUUAUCUUUUCAUGAAU